Molecule: messenger RNA, 468 nt
Organism: Tetrahymena thermophila SB210
Lineage: Eukaryota; Ciliophora; Oligohymenophorea; Hymenostomatida; Tetrahymenidae
Exons: 1
Source: RefSeq, a predicted model, not a curated record
AUGUGGACUAGAUUAGCAUAUCUUACUUUAUCAUAGGCAUUUAAUCCAGUAAAAGUUGGUAAAGAAUGGAGAAGACCUAUGCUCAGCAAUCGUUAUAAAGCUUUGUUGAGAAAGCAAUUCAGAUUAAAUAAUAUUCCAUGGAUUGUCAAUUUGCCAAAAGAUGAUAGCAAUAAUCCAAGACAUAAACAACCUAAGGGUACUUUGGAAUAGAGAAAUAGACCUUUCCGUCUUGCAAAAAUUAAAUAAAAUAUUGCUGAUGCUCCUUAAAAAGAAUUAGAAUAUCGUUAAAAAGCUAUAAAUGAAAGACCUCUUUCUGGUUUAGAUGCAUUUAUUCAAUUAACAGUUCCUUAUUGGUUAACUGCUCGUACAAAGGAAGCUAUUAGAGAAGAAAAAACUGGUAAAUCUAGUCAAUCAGUUGUUUCUUUGCAAGAUAAAAAGAGAGGUUUUGGUGCUAAAGUUAAAAAAUGA